Acanthosepion pharaonis is the source of this 1044-nucleotide messenger RNA. The record is from the annotation of a GenBank genome assembly. NCBI's taxonomy places the organism in Eukaryota, Metazoa, Mollusca, Cephalopoda, Sepiida, Sepiidae.
AUGUUUGGCUUCAACCUCAGCCAACAUGAACGGUUGGUAGGAUGGAUAGUUUCAUCUGAGUGCCUAUGCCGGCUUCUUUCGCUAACCAUCAGCUGCUAUUUUGACGACUACAAUUCCAUCCUGAUUUUCUAUCAUCGAGUUCUUUCUUUCUUUCUUUCUUUCUUUCUUUCUUUUUUUCUUAUACUAAACCCUAGUACACGUUGGGAAUCUAUCUAUCUAUCUAUCUAUCUAUCUAUCUAUCUAUCUAUCUAUCUAUCUGUCAGCGUAGAAAGGGCUGGAUAUUUAAUUUCUAUUCAAUUCGAAAUCGAACAUAUCCUUCUCCACAAUUCUUAUUCUAUCUAUCUAUCUAUCUAUCUAUCUAUCUAUCUAUCUAUCUAUCUAUCUAUCUAUCUAUCUCGUUCAUUCUCUCGCUCUCUUUCUUACCCCAGUUUUCUUACUCACAUAUUAAUCUCUCUUUCCCAUCAUGACUUUCCCCUUUUAUUUUCUGUCUCUUUCUGCUUAUCACCAUUUCUGGCUUCGUCCCCUUUUCCUUUUCUUUUUCCUGAUUUUAUUUUCUUCUUCAGUAACAUUUUAGUUUUUAUGCUUUUCUCUUUCCCAUUUAAUUCAUUUCCUAAUUCCCACGCUUGCUCUUUUUGUCUUUCUCCUAUUUCCCUUCUUUCUCCCUCAUUCUCUCAGAUUUAUCAUAUCAGUCAUUUCGUUGAAGUUUUCUUUCUGUCUUUUCCGGUCUCUGCCUCCAGACCAGUUUUAACCUGUCUCCAUCAGCUUGACUCCUCCUCCUCCCAUGCUGCACCUACCUUCGCCUUUAUUUCGUCUUUUUCUCUUCUUCUUUCUAUUCCUUUCUUUCGCUGUCUCUUUUUCGCCUCUACUUCCCUUUCCUUCAUAUUCCUAUCUCACAUUUUCAUUCUUGUCACCUCUGUCUUUCGUUUUCACCUUUUACCUUUUUAUAUUUUUCUUUCAAGCUUCCUUUUUAUUUGGAAAAUAAGACAAAAUUCUCAUUUCGUCUCAUAUCUAUCUAUCUAUCUAUCUAUCUAUCUCACGAACUAG